Messenger RNA from Penicillium angulare, 612 nucleotides. RefSeq lists its product as uncharacterized. Lineage: Eukaryota; Fungi; Ascomycota; Eurotiomycetes; Eurotiales; Aspergillaceae. The record is from RefSeq and is a predicted model, not a curated record. The transcript is spliced from 2 exons. The coding region runs from base 1 to 612 and encodes 203 amino acids.
AUGACAAUCGUCGGCGCACUCGGCUACCAACUAGCCAUAGGCCUCUGGUACUUACUCAUCUGCCUAGCCUUAGCAUUUUUAAUAUUUCUGUUCAUCACGAAUACAUUCUACAGCUUCUCCUCAUUCCUGGCAGAAAAAUCUCAGAGCUGCGGCGUCGACCUUUUCGAAAUCCUCGAGACUAUCCUCUACCAAACAGAAUGGAUCUCACACUGGCCCCUCACUCUCACAAACACAAUCGCAAAACAAACCACCUCAGAAGAGGAUCGGCAAAAACAACUUGAAUUCCUUACCGAUAAAGAAAAUAUCAUUUUCACUCUCCGUGAGCUUCAACAACGCGAGAUAUAUCUAAUAGAACAUGGCGAUCGCUCUACAGAAGCCAGUGCUCUAUACCAAGCUAGUGCGGAUAGGAGGCACUCACUGAACACACAAGAGAAACGUAAGAGUGUUUUGCUUGAGGGGAGGGAAUUGUGGUUAAAGUUCAAGGGUCUUCCAUCUCGUCAGCCGAGUGGUGCGUGGAUUAGAGAGGAUCUGAGAAAGUCGAAGAGAGCCCAACAUCAUCGAGAUGAGUAUUUAUGUCAGGGUGUUGUGCUUUUGAUUGUGGAUGUUGUAUGA